This is a messenger RNA of Leptomonas pyrrhocoris, 1796 nucleotides long. RefSeq lists its product as hypothetical. The transcript has a single exon. The coding region runs from base 399 to 1796 and encodes 465 amino acids. Lineage: Eukaryota; Euglenozoa; Kinetoplastea; Trypanosomatida; Trypanosomatidae. The record is from RefSeq and is a predicted model, not a curated record.
GUACCGAGUAGUCGCAGUAGUACCUUUCGUCGUGGCGUUAUGCUCCACAUCUCUUUGUGUUCCCAUUUGCUGCUUACGUUGAAAGGACAUUUUUCUGUUGAAAGUAUCUUGAUUUACAUACAAAACCUCCACUGCGCUUUUUGCUCUUGUUUGACACCUUGUCUGGAUCUCGCCACCGCGUCGAAGGGUGCUGAGGGCAAACGCGCUUGUACAACACAUUUCGUGCGGCGGAUGGCUCGGCGCUGCAGACGUGGCACGGCUGUUUUCCCCUCUGUGUUCGAAGAUAUUUGUUAACCAGCUUCUUGUAAGGAAAGAAAAGAGGAAGGAAUUAAGCUGGACAGGACACGUGCGGAUAGGUCCAGGUUCAUAUCUGCGAAGUACAAGAAAGAAUAGCGAGGAUGAGCGUGAACGAAGCCCCUCGACUGACCAUGCGUGUCGUGGUGCUUUUCAUGAUGGUCGUGUUCUUCUUCUGCCUCCUGGCUGACCAACUGCAGUGCAGCAAGAACGGGCGACAAAGGUUCUGUACCGGGCGCGCCCCGUACCAUUGCCGUUACGACCACUGCCGUGAAGAGAUCGUUCUGCCUUUCUCGGCAUCACGGGAUUCCACGUGCAUGUUCAAGGGAACGACGGAGAUCUUGCUUGCCUUGAUCGAGGUGGGGCCGUCGCUUGUCUCUGAGCGCGGCAGCACCAUCAGCGCCUACAUGGCCGAGGAACUACGCGGGCGUAUCAACGCAAGUUCUUUCCCUCGUCCUGUGAAGAACGGAAAUGCCGGCCGUAAGGCUCGAUCUUAUUGGAACUCCAUUUACGUCUCUCCGGUGGACGAGUACUACAGACUCUCACGUAAACUCGAGGAGACUUGGAGGACGCCUGGCUACGCGACUCGGUUCACCGUGUCGAACGACGUCAUCCCACUUCCGCUCUAUCAACACGGCAGCCCGCUGGCGUACACCCUGUGGACGGACGCCGUCGAGGCGGUCCUGCCGACCAGCAGCAGAGACGAUCCAACUCAGCUGAAAAGGCACUUUCCGAACUUAUACGUCGCCUUCGAUGCGGCGGUGGCGCGGCGGAAGAGGAGUACCACGGAAAACGCGGCGUGCGACAGCAUCAACAUCAUCGUCUACAUUCUCGUGUCACCGCUGGCCAGCGUGAGGGAGGUGUGGGAACUCCCCGAAUCCGCAAAACAGGCUUUCUCAGAGGCGUACCGCUGCGUUGCGGGGGCGGUGACGCGCUACCUCUCCACCAACAAGCGUCUUUUUAAGUACCUCAGCGGGGUAAAAUACGUCUACUUUUUUGUGCCACCGCCGUCUCGGCAGUUUAUCCAGGGUGUACUACCAAAAGAAACGAAAUUUUCCCCCACGGAUGCUGUGGGAGUUUCCUCCGAAGCACCAAAACAGCUUCUCACGGCGGACAACGCGCUGGUGAUGGCCGUCGCCGAUGUACCUGCCUCCCUUGCCUUCUGCAACGCAUCAACGAGUGCGGCACACACGACGCAGUGCACGCAGGGGUGCCGAAACUACGACGUGCUGAACUCUCGUGCCGCCGCCGUGUCCGCUAGCUUUUCGGAUACGAUUCGUGAGACGACGGAGACGUACUCCAGCUUUUAUGCUGCGUCGUCGUUGUAUCACAACUGUUACUUUGACGUCUUGAGUGGCGGAGAACCGCCAAUGGGAAACGGAACUUUUGGCGCUGGUGCCGAGGCAAUUAUGUUCGACGACUGCUUGCACCUCUCGCCUGAUGGCGGGAAGGCGUUUGCGACGUGUCUGUUGAACACGACAGCGAUUGUAAGGCAACGAUAG